Molecule: messenger RNA, 1650 nt
Organism: Verticillium nonalfalfae
Lineage: Eukaryota; Fungi; Ascomycota; Sordariomycetes; Glomerellales; Plectosphaerellaceae
Exons: 3
Coding region: 1-1650 (549 amino acids)
Biological process (GO): regulation of DNA-templated transcription
Molecular function (GO): zinc ion binding; DNA-binding transcription factor activity, RNA polymerase II-specific
Source: RefSeq, a predicted model, not a curated record
AUGCUGGUCGUUGCCAUGGAGAGGCAAUUUACAUCGCCACAAUUGGCAACAUCGAACGCAGGUACGGACAGUCCCGGUUUCACUGGAUCAGCGCCGUCUGCAUCAGUAGCGAAACGAAACGGCCGCAAGGGUUCGCGAAAGGUCCGGACUGGGUGCAUCACUUGCAAGAUCCGCCGUGUCAAAUGCGAUGAGGUCAAGCCGGCCUGCGAGCGCUGCACCAAGACUGGUCGGGGGUGUGACGGUUAUGCGAUAACCACUCCCAGCGUAACCAGGGCUCAAUCGCAGUCCUCCCCACUACCGAGCGGAGCCAGCAUUGCCAGGACCAUGAGUCCAUUCGCAGCAUGGGAUGCCAACGACCAACGCGCGUUCCACUACUAUCGCAACUGUUCUGCCACGUCACUGUUCACGCAGGCUACUUCAACUUUCUGGGCUCGUAUCGUGCCAGCUCUGUGCUUCGAGGAACCGGCCGUACGUUACGCUGUGCUUGUCAUCAGUAACCUUCACCAGAGUGCCUAUGGCGGCAAUGGUCGUACACCCAAGAACCUCAAAGGCUGCGAUGCCGUCUGCACGCCGUUUGCAGCCGGACAAUAUGGCAAGGCUUUGAGGUCACUGCAACAGUGGCGGACGCCGAGCGCCCCCGGCAUGAGGGGAACGGCUUCUGUUACCGUACCAUUGCUCACAUGUCUGCUCUUCAUUUGCAUCGAAUUUAUGCUCGGCGAUAUGAGCGCCGCCAUGGUGCACAUUAUCCAGGGACGGGCCAUACUAGCCAAGCUGGCGGAGGAUCCACACGAAGCACAAGGGCCCGCGGCGGACCUGAUCCGGAGAGAGCUCGUUCCUGUGUACACCCGGCUCAGCGUCGCUUCUUUCGUUUUCGGGGCCAAGCCUGUACCGAUCCCAACCGAGUUGAGGCCACAGCGGCCAGCAAACAUUGUGUUUGACCGUCUUGAGGAUGCCGAGCUCAGCCUGCAUGAGAUCAUCGAUGACGGUCUUCGGUUUGCCAAGGAUGCCAAAGCGUGGGUAUUCACUGCUGAUCCGACAAGCCUAAGCUGGGCCGCAGAAAUCAAAGCGUGGUGGGCACGCAGCGCCGACUUGACAAGACGAUCAGAUCAGUGGCAGGUGGCGUUUGCCGUCUUGAUAGCUGCGCGGGGCGGAGGCUCAACAGACGCUGCAAGAAUGUGCCGCCUCUAUUACCUGACCUUGACAGUGUAUCUCGAGCUGGAGGAGACGAGGGCCCUCACCAUACUGGGCAAGGACGUGCCAGAGCCGCCGGACAGCAGACAUGCGAAGGCAUACAUCCCGGCCAGGGACAAGAUUCAAAACUUCCUGAAGAACAUACCUGGGAAUCGACCGCCGAGUAUCCCUCACGAGGAGGCAGAGUGGAUCUUCGAGGCCGAAGCGGCCGGUCCAGUUCCUGAAGGGGAUGUGGUGGAUGUACUGGGACUACCGGAUAACGAUGAUGCGAGGAGUUCGCCGUUCCAUAUUCCCGAAGCGGCACGUGUCAUGAAUGCCGACAUUAGUCCUAGAGUGAGCGGGGGCUCCUGGGUCACAUUCUGGGUCGUGCCGCAGAUGGAAGGUGAGCUGCGCUGGGAUGUGAUUCGAGAGUUUGUUGCGAGGGGAACACAAGAGUCGCCAAUCUUGAACCGAGUGUGA